Molecule: messenger RNA, 1594 nt
Organism: Achroia grisella
Lineage: Eukaryota; Metazoa; Arthropoda; Insecta; Lepidoptera; Pyralidae
Product: segmentation protein even-skipped
Exons: 4
Coding region: 107-994 (295 amino acids)
Biological process (GO): regulation of transcription by RNA polymerase II
Cellular component (GO): nucleus
Molecular function (GO): DNA-binding transcription factor activity, RNA polymerase II-specific; RNA polymerase II cis-regulatory region sequence-specific DNA binding
Source: RefSeq, a predicted model, not a curated record
GUUCCAAAUACGAAUACAUUCCAUUUACAAUAUUAGCGCGUAUUUAAAAAAGAAAAAAUAUAAACAUUAGUGGCCAGUGACUGUUAGUGCUGUGAUUAUAUUAGUGAUGGAUUCGGAGCUUAGUAAAAUGCAGACGAAAAUACCAUCGAAAAACUUUUCAAUCGAAUCAAUAGUUGGAUUGAAUGACAGACGAUCGCCAGACAUUGAUAUAGAGAACACAAUAUCGCAGGAUUACGCAGGCAAUAACGAUCAUUCUGAAGAUGAAGAAGUUAAAGUUAGGGAUGGGAAAAUGGGUUAUUAUUUCCAACAGAAUCGAGUGCCGAAUUUUCCAUUUUUCAUGUCGUAUGACAAGAGGAUGAUGAAUGGAUUCCAGAAUGAACAGAGACAGGGUUCUGAGGAUUUGAAGAGGGCGAGUCCAGGUAGCGUGAGGAGCGAAGUCGACAGCGAUAGCGUGGACGAUAGGCCGCACGAAUCCCUUAGUCCGCAGUCGGAACAAAUGACAAAUAAUGGAUCCGCUCCUGACCCCAAUAUAAGGAGAUAUCGCACGGCGUUCACUCGAGAACAGCUGGCGAGGCUUGAGAAGGAGUUCAUGAAGGAGAACUACGUCUCCCGUCCGAGACGGUGCGAACUGGCCGCUCAGUUACAACUGCCAGAAUCAACAAUAAAGGUGUGGUUCCAAAACCGUAGGAUGAAAGAUAAACGUCAACGUAUAGCAGUCGCUUGGCCUUACGCAGCCGUCUACAGCGACCCAGCAUUCGCAGCAUCCAUUCUUCAAGCGGCUGCAUCAUCAGUAGGUCUACCAUAUGGAUACCCAUCGCCAGCUCUUCUCCCCCCCUUCCACAACCCUCAGUUAUUACCCGCGGGUUACCCAUACCCCUACCCCCCUUAUCCCCGAUACCCAUACAUUCCACCAACCCCUCCGUCCCCCGUCAACGCCGAAGCAUCAUCUCUAAGGCCCACAUAUCCUAAUUUCAAUAUAAAUGUUGAUAAAUAAGUUUUUAAUUUAGAUCUUGUAUGUAUGUAAAUAUGGUUUAAAAUUAGAUGUUAUUGUUUAGUAAUUUAUUGAAUGCUGGUCAUAAUAAUAACGACUGUUUAGAAGACUCCGUUAUUCCAAACUUAAAUUUAAAUUCUUGUCAAAAAGUAUAGAUAUCCGGCAAAUAGGUUGAACACGUUUUGCGAAUUUGAUACCAGACAAUUUGCACAGUGAUUGUUUUGAACAGAAGCGUCUACUGCGCAAGCUUUAUAUAUUUUAUUGUUAUUUGCUGGGAACUAUACUGAAAAAUUGUCAUAUCUGAAAAGAGGUUAGAGCUCGGAAUACCAGAAACUAUUUUCGAUAUUUAAAUUUCUGAACGAUUUUGUUUAUAAAAAACAUCGGCAAGAUGGCUGUUUAUAUUUAUUUUUAAAUCCAUCAACUGAAUUCCAGAAAUAUAAUGAUCGCUGUUUGUAAAUAUAGGUUUAAUUUAUUUUUAAUAUAGAUAAGACCAAAGUUUAAAUGUAAUUAUUUUAUUUACAUUAGUGCAAUAAACUGAUAUGCGUUUUUUAAAUUUUGCACUACGAGAGGCAAUAUGGCGGGUAAUUUAAUUGAUUGUAAAGA